Cercocebus atys (sooty mangabey) is the source of this 13182-nucleotide messenger RNA. RefSeq names its product discs, large (Drosophila) homolog-associated protein 2 (gene DLGAP2). Gene Ontology annotation, biological process: signaling. Gene Ontology annotation, molecular function: molecular adaptor activity. The transcript has 14 exons. Gene Ontology annotation, cellular component: glutamatergic synapse; postsynaptic specialization. Bases 3242 to 6370 code for a protein of 1042 amino acids. The record is from RefSeq and is a predicted model, not a curated record. NCBI's taxonomy places the organism in Eukaryota, Metazoa, Chordata, Mammalia, Primates, Cercopithecidae.
GCUUCAAUUACAGAGAGAGGCUCCAUCACUGGCUGGGCCUCAUCCCCUCCCCACUGACCCCCCGGGGUCCCAGUAUACUCCAUCCCUGAGGGCCUCCUGGGACCCCUGCGUCCCCUGGGCAUGGACCUUCCGUGCCUUCUCCAUGGAGGCAUAUUCCUUAGGAGCACAGCUCUGGAGCUGCACUCCUGAGCCCAAAGUGUUGGGCUCCUCUCUCAGUUCUGUGCCUCAGUUUCUCCCUCCGUGAGACGGAGACCCUAGGAACUCCAGCCUCAGGGGCUGUGGAAGGAUUGAACGAGCAGUGCACGUGGUGUGUGGCGAGUGUGGGCUGUUCAAUGCCUGUUGCCUCCUCUCCAUUAGGCUCUGAGCUUCUCCCCUCCAUUAGGCUGUGAGCUAGUGUGUGGCGAGUGUGGGCUGUUCAGUGCCUGUUGCCUCCCCUCUGUUAGGCUGUGAGCUUCUCCCCUCCAUUAGGCUGUGAGCUUCCUAGAGGCAGUGGUGUGUUCAUGGCUUUUGGUCUGGUUUGCUCCCUCCUGUGUCCCCACCACGUCACCAAUGCCUAGUGAAUGCUUGUGGGUAGAUACGCUGUGGUCAGCCUCCUUGGACCAAGGCCGCCUCUUUCCUGUGGGAAGGCUGAGGUGGGUGAGGCAGGUGAGGUAAUUUCAUGUCUGUGCGGGCGCAGUGGUGACCACAGGAAACACCAGGACAGAUGGAGACAGGCCCCUUGAGAAGGCAGUUGGGCUGUGGGACGACCGUAUGGGGCAGUGCAGAGAGCCAGGGGCGGCCACAAUGCAAAUUGCCAUUCUAUGUGGCCCUGGGGGCGUGGAUCGGGGUAGUAACAGCUGGUGGUUUUGAGGUAUGAGUGGGCUCUAGAGGGCCAGAAAAGUGGUAGCAAGGACGUCUUGACAGCAAGCAAGCGGUUGCCGGGAUGGCUGGGUGAGCUGGAAACGGAAUCUCAGGACGUGAGCCUGGGGCUUUGAGUUCCUCCGCAGGGUCAGAUGCGAGCUGUUUCCAGCGUCAGAUGUGAACCAUGGAGUGGGUGCUUGGAAAAGCCUCAGGGUGUGCGUGGCUGCCUCCGUUUCCUGUGGCCGCCGUCAUAUGACGGGUGGCUGAAGGUGACAAAAAUGUACUUUCUCGCAGUUCUGGAGUCCAGAAGCCUGAAACCAAGGUGUGGGCAGGGUGGGUUCCCUCUGGAGCCUGAGGGCUUUGGUUCCAUCUUUGGUCCCUCUGCUGUGUCCUUGCUGUUCCAGGCCCGGGGAAGCGCGUCACCACCCCCUGCCCCUGCUUCACACGGCCGCCUCUCUCUGUGGGUCUCUGUGUCCUGAGCGUCUCUUCUUAAAAGGAUGCCUAUCAUCAGAUUUAGGGCCUGCUCUAAAUCCAGGAUGACCGUGCCUCAAGAUCCUUAAUUAAUCACAUCUGUAAAGACCCCAUUCCCGAAUAAGAUCCCAUUCUGAAGAUCUGAGUGGCCCUGCAUUGUGGGAUAUGCUGUUCAUCCCGUCACUCCUGGUGACGGUAAUGUCCUCAGUGAUGACAGCCCCAUAUUUCAGGGCAUCUUGUGGCCACCUUUACCUCAGAGGGGAGCCUGCAGGGUCCACGUCCUGGCCUCCCUGUGUGCCUGGGAUGGGGCAGGAGGCCACAGCCAGGGCAGCCUGGGGUGCUGGUGAGGAAGAGGAGGUGGGCUCUGCCCCUCACAGUCAAGGCAUCUGAGGGAAGGAGACUUACUUGUGUUCCGAGUGUGUCUCCCGGCCUUCAAGGUGUUGAUAUUUUGACGUUGUGUAAUAAACACAGGCAUUGGUGAACUGUGGAUACUUCUCUAUGUUGGGCAAAGCCAUGGCAAUUCCCCUGGUGGGCAGAGGAGCAAAUUCCCUGAUGCACCCUCCACCUUUCCAGCAUGAAGAACCCUCCGCCAGGUCUGUUUUCCAGGAAGAUUCUCCUCUGAUUUGGUCUGUGGACCUGGCGCUGUGCGUCGCCAGCCAGCCUUGUUCACGGUGAGCCAUUCGGUGGAAUCACCGCCCGUUCCAAGUGAACUCUUUGGGUCACUGGAAUACUUGAGGGAAAUGUUAGAAGAUUUUAUGAUGAAAAUAUGCCCGAACACCUGCCUUGCUGUCUCCAGCGUGGGCCCGACUGUGGUUUCUACCACCAGCUUCCUUUGUAGGCUUGGGCAGUGGAAGCUGAGGUGUGUGUAGAAGUGAAUCCCAGCUCAUCGUCUCUUCCGUGCGUUUACUGAGGGAAAACCGCUGCUGCCGGGUAGAAUUUACAGUGAGAACUCUGCCACCGUGAGUUGUGGAAGGAUCCUGUCACCCCUUCUCAUCUGCAUCCCCCACUGCAGCCGUGUGUUUUACGGGGUAAGACCUCUGUGGACUCGGGGGGAGCAGAGCUGGAGUCUCGCUACUUCCAAGAAGAGCAGCAGCAAAAAGGCCCCAAACUGUCGCUGCCACAGAGAGUCCCUGUGGUGUUUUCCAGGGAGCAGGGGCCCACGUGGGCGGCAGGUUGUGCUGCAGAUGCAGCGAGCUCCAAACUGCUUCCCUUCCCUCUCCCUCCCUGGUGAGGACUUUCUUGGAGGUUGCACUGAGCCAUUUCCAUGAAGGGCUUUCCUCCUCCUCUGGAACUUUUCAGACACCAGGGAGCACGAGACGUGGCCGGGAGGAGCUGCUCUGUGGGGACGGGGCCCUCCGAGCACCCUGCCCACUCACUCUUAUAAAGACCCAUGUCGUCAGCACGGUGACGCUCCCUAGGAAGUUGCCCAUUUAUGGCUACUAGAGCAAAUGAUAUCAUCACAAUAGGUGGCUCCUGUCUAAAUAGGGAUCAUUUGUGAAAUGAGAUUAUAGACAUUUAUCUGAAAAAAAAAACAGGAGAUAGAGGCACCUGCUUUCUGUAAUUGAUAUCCUGGGGGAGAGCAGUGCGCGGUAAUUAAAGCGUCCAUCUCCAUGGCUAACUCUGUUACGAGGAACGAGCUCGCCUCUCCUGCUCUGCACCAAGCAGCCCCCACAUCCACAUGGAGUCGACUCCAGAUCCAUGUUUUCUAUUGUGCUUGACUAUAUGGGCCAUGCAUCGCAGUCCUGUGCCUGCCACGCUGCUGCAGUGCCUGGUUUGCAGAGCUCCGUGGCAGCCUGGUCCAGGCUGUGGCUGACUGGAGCCUCGGAGGCACGCUCGGUCGUCUUGGCCUGCUUCUCUUGCAAGGAUGUGCAAGCUUCCCUGAGUGCAGGUCUCCCCGUCCGCCCAGACGCCUCCUGCACUCGGCGUUUGGAUGCUGCAGACGGAGCGGCAGGAGGCUCUCCUCGAGUCCCAGUGCACGCUCUGCGGGGAGCCGGAAGAGGAAGAAGGUGGAGACCUGGUCCAGCCGGGCAUCAGCUUUCCAGGGCCGGCAGAAGAGGAUCUAGACCCGCAGUACUCAUGGUCGCCCACGCAGCACUUCAAUGAGGAGCGCUACUCGCCCGCGCCCAGGAGCAUGAAGGGCCUCUCCGGAAGUCGGACCCAGCCGCCGCUGUGUCCCGGGCACACGUGCGGUCUGGCGCCCCCCGAGGACUGCGAGCACCUGCACCGCGGGCCCGACGCGCGGCCGCCCUACCUGCUGAGCCCCGCGGACAGCUGCCCCGGGGGGCGCCACCGCUGCUCGCCGCGCAGCUCGGUGCACUCGGAGUGCGUGAUGAUGCCCGUGGUGCUGGGCGACCACGUGUCCAGCAGCACCUUCCCGCGGAUGCACUACAGCUCGCACUACGACACGCGCGACGACUGCGCCGUGGCCCACGCGGGCGCCAAGAUCAACCGCAUCCCGGCCAACCUGCUGGACCAGUUCGAGAAGCAGCUGCCGCUGCACCGGGACGGCUUCCACACGCUGCAGUACCAGAGGACGUCCGCGGCCGCCGAGCAGCGCAGCGAGAGCCCCGGGCGGAUCCGCCACCUGGUACACUCCGUGCAGAAGCUCUUCACCAAGUCGCACUCGCUGGAGGGCUCCUCCAAGAGCAACGCCAACGGCACCAAGGCGGACGGCCGGGCGGACGACCACCACCACGCCCACCACGCCAAGCACAGCAAGAGGAGCAAGAGCAAGGAGCGCAAGCCCGAGGGCAAACCCCGGCCCGGCGCGAGCAGCUGGUGGAGCUCGGACGACAACCUGGACAGCGACAGCACCUACCGGACGCCCAGCGUGCUCAACCGGCACCACCUGGGCCCGGUGGCCCACUGCUACCCCGACGCGCUGCAGAGCCCGUUCGGGGACCUGUCCCUCAAGACCUCCAAAAGCAACAACGACGUCAAAUGCUCAGCCUGCGAGGGUUUGGCGCUGACGCCCGAUGCCAAGUACCUGAAGCGCAGCUCCUGGUCCACGCUGACGGUCAGCCAGGCCAAGGAGGCCUACCGCAAGAGCUCGCUGAACCUGGACAAGCCGCUGCUGCACCAGGACACCAAGCCCGCCCUGAGGCCGUGCCACUACCUCCAGGUGCCUCAGGACGAGUGGGGAGGGUACCCCACCGGAGGCAAAGACGAAGAGAUUCCCUGCAGGAGAAUGAGAAGCGGGAGUUACAUUAAAGCCAUGGGGGACGAGGAGAGUGGAGAGUCAGACUCCAGCCCCAAGACGUCACCAAAGUCGGGGAUCCGACCGGAGCCGCUGCUGAAGUCCAUCGGACAGAGACCGCUUGGAGAGCACCCGACCCAAAGCUACCUGCAAGCUGCAAGCGACGUGCCUGUGGGCCACAGCCUGGACCCCGCUGCGAACUACAACUCCCCGAAAUUCCGCUCCCGGAACCAGAGCUACAUGAGGGCCGUCAGCACCCUGAGCCAGGCCAGCUGCGUGAGCCAGGUGAGCGAGGCGGACAUCAAUGGGCAGUUCGAGUCCGUGUGCGAGUCCGUCUUCAGUGAAGUCGAAUCUCAGGCCAUGGACGCCCUCGACCUCCCGGGAUGUUUCCGAACAAGGAGCCACAGUUACCUUCGAGCCAUUCAGGCCGGCUACUCCCAAGAUGACGAGUGUAUUCCCGUGGUGACACCCUGUGACCUCACCUCCACCAUCAGGUCAACAGCAGCCGUCUCCUAUACAAAUUACAAGAAAACCCCCCCGCCGGUGCCCCCUCGGACCACCUCCAAGCCUCUGAUCUCGGUGACGGCGCAGAGCAGCACCGAAUCCACCCAGGAUGCCUACCAGGACAGCCGCGCACAGAGGAUGUCCCCGUGGCCCCAGGACAGCCGCGGCCUCUACAACUCCACGGACAGCCUGGACAGCAACAAGGCCAUGAACCUCGCCCUGGAGACGGCCGCGGCCCAGCGCCACAUGCCCGAGAGCCAGAGCAGCUCCACGAGGACCAGCGACAAGGCCAUCCUGGUGUCCAAGGCGGAGGAACUCCUCAAGAGCCGCUGCUCCUCCAUCGGGAUUCAGGAUUCUGAAUUCCCAGAGCAUCAGCCAUACCCAAGGUCAGAUGUGGAAACGGCCACAGAUUCUGACACGGAGAGCCGUGGUCUGCGGGAAUACCACUCCGUCGGGGUGCAAGUGGAAGAUGAGAAGCGACACGGGCGUUUUAAACGUUCUAACAGCGUCACGGCUGCCGUCCAAGCUGACCUGGAGCUGGAGGGGUUCCCAGGCCACAUCACCAUGGAGGACAAAGGCCUCCAGUUCGGCUCAUCCUUCCAGCGGCACUCCGAGCCCAGCACCCCCACCCAGUAUGGCGCGGUGAGAACUGUACGGACCCAGGGGCUCUUCAGCUAUCGAGAAGACUAUCGGACCCAAGUGGACACCUCCACCCUGCCCCCUCCGGACCCGUGGCUGGAGCCCGCCAUCGACACGGUAGAGACUGGGAGGAUGUCUCCGUGCCGCAGGGAUGGCUCGUGGUUUUUGAAGCUGCUGCACACGGAGACGAAGAGGAUGGAAGGCUGGUGCAAAGAGAUGGAGCGAGAGGCGGAGGAGAACGAUCUCUCGGAGGAAAUUCUCGGGAAAAUCAGGAGUGCCGUCGGGAGUGCCCAGCUUCUCAUGUCCCAGAAAUUCCAGCAGUUUUAUUGGCUUUGCCAACAGAAUAUGGACCCCAGCGCCAUGCCAAGGCCGACGUCACAGGACCUGGCCGGCUACUGGGACAUGCUGCAGCUCUCCAUCGAGGACGUCAGCAUGAAGUUCGACGAGCUGCAGCGGCUUCGGCUCAAUGACUGGAAGAUGAUGGAGUCCCCGGAAAGAAAGGAAGAAAGAAAGGUCCCACCUCCAAUACCAAAGAAGCCCCCCAAAGGGAAAUUUCCCAUCACAAGAGAAAAAUCCCUGGACCUGCCCGACAGACAACGUCAGGAAGCCCGGAGACGACUCAUGGCCGCCAAGCGAGCGGCGUCCUUCCGGCAGAAUUCUGCCACCGAGCGUGCGGACAGCAUCGAGAUCUACAUCCCCGAGGCCCAGACCCGGCUCUGAGGACGGAGGCCGGCCACCUUCCCCUUGGUUGUUUCUGCUUUUUCACAAAACGCUUGUACAGUUUGUUGCCUCCCUAGUGGUUUCUGUCUCAUUUCUUCCACUGAACACGCCCUUGCUCUUAUGCUCCUUGUACCGUGAACACAGUGGAAUGCGGUCAGUGGCCUCAGAGUCCACGGAGCUCGUGGCGAGGACGACUUUUGUUUUUUUUUUUUUUUUAAACUGGUGGCCUGGCUCACACUCGGCUCUGAGGGACAGGCGUGGUGAGACCUGACUUCUCCGUGUUCUCAGAGGACGGCGAGAAAUGCCUCUGGAGCUGGAACCCAGCUUACAUUUUGUUAUUUCUAUUUUUAUAAAUUGUGUGAUAAUUAGAGGUAAGAAUAAUAACUAUAAAUGGGUGCAUCUCACCACCCCCUAGAGGCAUUAGACACCCAAGAGGAAGGUGCUACAACCUGAAGUGCAGGAAGAAAGGCCCACUCCCCUCGCACACCCAAGCUUUUGCUCCCUGAGCGCAGGCAGCCCAUCCACCCGCUCCGCCCUCCUGCUCCUGUUUGUCACAGGUAGAAAACAUUAGGCUCCUUGUGUCCAGCUUACUGUGAGGGAAAGUUCUCUCUCCAGCCACCAAACUCCCCACCAUACAGUUCUCCAGCAUCCCAGGGGAUGACAAAUCUGAACCCACUAAAAUACCCAGCACAGCAUCUACACAUUGAAAAGAUAAGCCGAGUGUUCCCACGAGGAAGUCACAGGCAGAGAGAGGAGAGUCUUACGGAGGGCUGGGAGCAUAAAGGGGAAACAAUGUCCUUACUUCUAUGAAAUAGUUAUUGUAUUUUUUAUUUCUUUGUAACUUAAAAUACGACACCCAGUAUUUUCUUUAAGUUUCACCAUUUAUGCUACAUGUGAUUUUUUUAAUGUAUGUAUAUAUAUUCUCAAAUUGUUCUAUCAGCUGACUUUCCAGGGUAUCCUUAAAAAAAAAACCACGAAAAAAAAACACAAAAAGUUUGCUUGUUUAAAAUGACAAUUGUGAUGUUGUAAAAAGUUUCAGAAAUAUGAAUGUGAGUGGUAAGUAUAUCUCAGUUUAAAUGGUAAAGAAGAAAUGUAGUUUACAUUUGUAUUUUUCCAGAAUUAUUUUGUCCUAUGCAGUAUUGCUUAAGUCAAGAAUAUAUUCCUUGCCUGUGUUAGACCUGAAGGGAAAAAGAGGUCACAUAUUGUGAUUUCCAGCUGUGGAAUUCAAAAAAAAAAAAAAAAAAAUUAGUGUUCAUGACUCUGUGGUCGGUGCCAGAGGAAAAUAGGAACGACUAAUAGGCUCUCCGUGUGUAUCAUUAAAUUCAGCUGCCACGACCGUUGUUCCAACACAACUUGUUCACAGUUCAGACCAGUCUUCGCAGGAAAAGCCUAUCAGAUUUCAGAGUCCAGUUAUUACUGGUUCCAGUUUCACAGUCCUCGUUAUUACUCAGAGUAAAAGCAGGACUGCGAUGUAAGAUGUUUCCACCCCAGUACCUGGUCUUCCUUCCCGGCUUAAGGAGUACCAUGUACUUAGCCACAGGCAGAGCCGCUUUCGAGGACGACCCCGUAGCACUUUGUUUCUUCACCUUGAUUUGCACUUUACAGCGUCCCCGGCCCCUCCGCAGCCCGUGGCUGGCAGGGCGUUCCAGGCGCAGCUGUCCGGCAGAGCGCCCUCCAGAGCCGCGGGGUCUCCCUGCCUCAUUCGCCACAUCCCACGGAGCAUGGGACCAUUGGGAGCAGAGCUGAUACUAAAGCAUGUUUAGCUUCGAAGUUUUACUUUUUUAAAGCUGAGUAGUUAAGAAUUCCCUGUAACAACAAAACCCUGUAAAUUGAGCCUCGUAUCUGGUAUAUAUUUUACCAAACAGCCUUAAAAUAUAUUUGGAAGCAAAAAUCAGUACGAAUGUAUCUCCUUGAAAAAUGCAAAAAAAAAAAAAAAAAAAUCCCUGAAAUAUUCUUCUAUAAAUGAAUCCUAUUUCCCCAGGGUGUUCAAAGCAUUUUUCUACCUAAAUACCUAAAUUUUGAGUAGUGUACAGUAAUGAUGCUUCUUCCUAUAUCCACUCUAUUAUGUUAAAACAAAUGUAUUUGCGAGUAUUGGCAUUUUAGACUUUAAAAAUGCUGUAUGAUUUCAGAUGAACUCUGCUGUUUAAAAAUAACCACAGAAAAGCAAAGUCAGUGUGCACUCCGAGUGAAAGGAAAUGUAAUGUGGAUACAGGCCCGCCACCUCCUCACGUUGGUCUAUCUACUGGCAGCUGAUAUGUUUCACUCAUUUCCUUGAGCAGAUACAAACGUAUAAAAACAAACUGUUAAAGUAGACAAUAAUUACUCGUCUCAGAUCCCAGAUUCUAUGAUCCCUGCUUAAAAUGUUCACUGGAUGUAGGUUGAUUUCUUACGUUGUGUAGACUCAUUAUUUUUCAAUCCCCAAAAGUCUUGGCCUAAACCAUCCCUAGGUGAGCAGAUCAACCUACCACUACAUUGCACAGGGGUUGGUGACUCGACGUGGUGAAUGUGGACACGCCCUGCUCGGUCCGCCAUGUUCCAAAGAAGAUGAUUUAAUGGUAGAACGGAUACCUGCUGCUAGACCUGAUGGAAUGUUACCUGUCCGUGUUACAUAAUCAAGUGCAAUAUACUCAGUUCUCAUGCAGGUGACAUUCUACCAUGAAACGCAGAAGAUAAGCCAUGUUUAUGUAUCGUACAUGUCAAGAAAAAUAAAACUGUUUAUGAUACUUGUGUUAGUUACUCGAGCUAGCUUAUUUCAGCCACUUCUAGCAGAUACAUACCAUGGAGCUCACGUGUGACCAUUUCGUCAUAUUUAAAAUACAGUUUUAAGAAAAGAGUAAACAUCCAUUGGAGAACAUGGCUGAAAAUUAUUGUGCUGUUCUAGGAACAUCAUCGGAGAGUGUGAUGUUCACUCUAACCCCAUACCCACAUUCUCUAAUGAUACAGCCAAUGACGGGUGAAACCCAGACACUUUCCGUAUAGCCGACAGGUUGAUCCUGCUCUGUUGAAGGCUGUAGUUAAUAAAACACAAGUAUGAUAAACAGGACCUCGCAUUUAGCCCAGGAAAGGAGAAUGCUGCUUGUUACCCGGGGUGCUUUUCUUGUGAUGCGUCUCAUGCAUCUUCACGUGUUAUUGUGUUGAAGUAAAACUAGCUGUUCUCAAUGACAAUUUUUACCAUAUUUUUCUCAGCAAAUUUAUAUCACCAUCUUAGAAUGGUAUAUAAAAAAUUGAACUGUGUAUGAUACCAAAAAAUUAGUUUUGUUUAAAAGGAAAUGUUUUCAACUCCAAAUCAAUUCUAAAAACUUCGAGCACGUAUUUGAAAGGUAAAUGGUUAGAUAAAAAUAUAAAUUACAUGUAAGGUUAUCUGGUUUUUUUGUUUAAAAAAAAAAAAAAAAGGCUACAAAAUCAGUGACCUGCUAAGUAGAGGGAAUUUCUCCCUGCUGCUUCUUAUGACAGUGGCCAGGUUUAUGAUUAGAAGACACAGUGGCAGAGCACACACGUGCAUAGGUUCUGAUUAUUUCUCUUGGAGCGUAUGUCCUUGUCUUCCCUGUCUUGAUUCUUGCCUUUUCAAUGCCAUAUUAAGCAGCCACUGUUUCCACCCCUUUCAUUAGAAGGCCCUGCAUCUGUAAAUUCGCUCAUCUCUGUUUUCGUGAGAUCCUUGUAAGCAUCGCUACCCCAGUUCAGGAUGGAAUUCCACAGGAAAGUGAAGGGAUACUGCAGGCCUGUGUUUGGAGCGCCUGUGGUGACCAUAGAAUGAGCUGUAUUAGGGACCGCUCUCUGGUUUGGGCCAAACCUUUUGGGGGCGAGUAGGGAGUUGGGGAGGUGGGUCUGAGUCUUCCUCAGGAGGGCCUUUUCUAUCGGCAGGACCUCCAUCAAAUCAAGCCAUCCUGUGGUCCUGAGUACUAAGGGGCCAGGGGACCUCCUGGGAGACGCAGCUCGUGUUUCAGCUGUGUUUCAUCAGUCAGCCUUGCUUGGAAUUCUGGCAGGUUCCCUGGGGUGUUUCAGCAGACAGGAGGCCUAUGUGCCGUGGCCAAGUCAGCCUGGGUACCCCAGUCACCAGCAGGGCCAUCCUUGAUGACAGGGCCCCCCACGAACCUGGGAGAGGCAGCAGGAAAUGUGUAAGAGUGUGUGCAGGGGUACGGACGUAAAAGCGUUGCCCAAAACAGCACUGGUUCGGGGAGGGCCCCUGGAUACUUCCUUUGGCCCUGGAAUCGCCCCACCUUUGAGCAUAGAAACAAGCUCCUCCAACACGGGCCGAAAUAACCAAACUCCCCAUGGUUCUUGUGUGCUCACUUCCCAGCCCUCUUCUUGUCAAGCCUGAACUUCAUUUUUUUUCUAACUGCAAAUUUUACAGGCUGGUUUAAAACAGCAGUUUUCGGACGACAGCCCCUGGGAAUGUGCGAGGGUUGUCUUGUUUUGAUCUGCAUGUCUGUUUACACUUCUCUGUAGGCAUGGGUUGAAUACAAGGUUCCAAAACUUGAAAAUAAAAGAGAAAACCAUGAGCUUAAGAGAUGAAAAAGAUGACCCCUUUCUGAGUAGGAUCCGUAACCCUGUGGACUGGGGCAACGCAAUGUGCUUCAUUCAGCACCGUGUCAGCCAUAACACACACCACGGGGGGUCAGAUCAGAGCCACGGCUUCCCUUGCGGGUGCCCCAUCUUGUUGCUAUUAGUUGGGAGUUGCAAUACAUUGUUGGCCAUAAACAAAGUGCUAAAGGAAAGGGCUUGUUCUAUGCAUUCGGUUGAAUGUCCCCCAGUGCAGAGUAGCAGCAGAAUGUUCUGGAAAUAAAGGAGCUAUUGCUAGGAAUCUCUAGGCCGUUAGUCAGGCAACCUGGCUUUUAUUCAUCCUCAGCCAGCAACUCAUCUCAGUUUUUUCCUCUGGAAAGGGGAUUAUAGUUCCUGUCCCCAUCUCCCUUGAGGACACAUUGUGAGGAUUAAUGAUAUAUUGGCUCUAAAGUCCUUUGAGCUCCUGGGAACAGGUGGUGAAAGUGUGAGUUCUUGCUAAGGAUUAGUCCCUGGCCUCUUCUGGAAGGCUGCCCUCCCAGCUCUGCAAGGGAUGCUGCCAAAAUCCAGGCUGGUUGUAAACAUCUCAGAUAAUCAGGGACCACCAGAGGCAAAGGCCAUGAGACUGUCUUUGGGAAGGUUUGGAAAUGGAGAAGUAACUACAAGGGCCAUUCUCCUUAGCUUCUGGCUUUCAUUUCAACUGUUUCUAGAUGCUUCCAAGAACAAGAACCCAGCAUCAACCAGAAUUAGGCCACGUUUUCACCAUUACUUAAGCUCAGUUGCCUCUUAGAUGAAAUGAGGAGAUACACUAAACAUUAAAGUGAUAAAGGAAAAAAAAAAAAUUUGGAAGCAGAAAAUUGCAUGGGUAGGGAAACAGCAGGAACGAAAUCAGACACAGUGACUCAAACCACAGAAGGGUUUGAGAAGCCCACCCCUCUAAUUAAUUCCUCUAUUUCACACUUCAGAGAAGGCAGAGGUGGUCCGUGGGAAAGCUCUGGGAAAUAACCAUCUUUCAUCCUUGCCACAUUGAAAAAUGUCCACAAUUUUAUGAAUUGCUGUCCUAACUCUGGCGUUUUUAUCCAGUGUUAAAAUAAAUUAUUUCAAGUUUCAAUGUAAACACUUAACAGAUGACUUCUUUGCAGAGGAAAUGUUCGUUACCUACUAUCAAACUACUUUUUAACAGAUUUUGUACAUACACACACCAAGGUGACAGAUUUACCUCCCUACUUUCUUAGAUUUUCUGUAACUCUUUUCAUUGGUGCUUAUUCAGAACCUGAAAGCCUUGGGCAUCCAAGCUUUCGCCUACUCAGUGGAGAGGUGAUAAUGAAUGAGAAGAUUGACACCAGGUUUCUUGGACAAAUUUAAGUUCAGAUUUAUCUCUUUCAAGUAGACCAUGGUCUCCCUAGAGAGUGUGUUGGUUUGGGUCUGCCAGUACGACAACGGAUGCUCCCAGCUUGAUCGUGGUACCUUAUGGAAGCCACUCACCCAUUCUCUGAUUUACCCCCAGAACACUACCAUGCCCCAGCCCCACUCAUUUGAAUAAUACAAUCAUAUCACUUUCAAAGGGCUCAGCAUGAAUGUCCCCCUCACUCCACUUUCUAACUGGUUUGCUGAACUCAACAAAGCUUCCCCUUACGAGCAGUGAGACCUAGGCUCCUUUUGAAUGCUUCCUUCCGAACGGUAAGCCACUUCACUCUCGGACAGGACAGGUCCUCCCUGCAGAGACACAACUCAUCCCUGACCUUCCAUACUACAGACCAAAAUACCCAGGUGUGGCCUAAGGACUACAUUAAAUGCCUCCUAUAGAAAUUCAAGGAAUGUUAGAACCAGGAAACUAGCUGUUUAGUUAAAGUUUUAAAGAAGUAUAUAAAUAUAUAUAUAUAAAAAUAUAAAUAUGAAAUCAUAUCGAGUGUGAGGAUGAACAGAGUGCCAAAUAUUCAGCAUCUGUACAAAGUCAUUCACUGGAAUUAAACUAUUUUAUGUAAUUCUCUUUCUCAUGCUUUUAUGGUUCUUUUGAUAAAUUCUAUUUAGUAGCAUGCAGGAUACCUAAUCUGAAUGUGCAAUAUGCUAUUCAUCACCGCGACAAUUUCUUACUUCUUCUUAGUAACUUAUCAGAAUGUUAGUCGUUCCUUUAAGGCAUUUAAGGAUUGCUUUAUUUGUGUUCUUUUUUCCCAUGACUUUUUUUCACUCAUCUGACUGUAAGAAAUGCGCACCGUUUCCGCCAUAACCCUCUGUGAUGAUGCCUCCAUUUGACUCUUGUAUCGCUGUUCACCUCCUGUAAAUAGUUCUGCAAUUAAAUUUUUUGAGAAAAGUAA